Electrophorus electricus (electric eel) is the source of this 3234-nucleotide messenger RNA. RefSeq names its product mannosidase, beta A, lysosomal (gene manba). Gene Ontology annotation, biological process: glycoprotein catabolic process; carbohydrate metabolic process. NCBI's taxonomy places the organism in Eukaryota, Metazoa, Chordata, Actinopteri, Gymnotiformes, Gymnotidae. The record is from RefSeq and is a predicted model, not a curated record. Gene Ontology annotation, molecular function: beta-mannosidase activity.
UCUGAGCGCAAUCGUUACGUUGAAAAUGCAAUUGUGUAAACGUCAACACCGCAUUUAGCUUUUCAAAUUUCCGAGCCCUACUUACUUUUUAAUCAUCCGUGGAAAUAACGACGUACUACGAGAGAAAAUAUCUACUUUUGGGAAUAAUGUAUUUUUAUGAAAGGCAGCGCAAGCACAUGUAGAUAAGCGUUUAUGUGUCCGCUGAUGGACUCGUGACUGAACCAGGAAGUCUUCACCUCCAGAAUUCUCAAAAUUUUGAGCUUUACAUUUUCUUGAAGCAGGAGACCUCUGACCUCUAAAGAGAUGACCGGGGGUUUGUCAGGUCAUAUGUAUCAAACAUGAAUGGUGUACACUUUCAUGUUUUAAAGGUUUUGUUCGUUUGUGUUUGUGUAGUAUUUCUGUCCGAAGCAGAUUCUCACAAUUUUGUAGUUGACACGUUAAAUCUUAACGGAACAUGGAGAUUACGAAACUCUAAUGGGUCGCUCUCGCUUAAUGCAGAAGUACCCGGUUGUGUACAUACAGCUCUGCAGCUACAGAAACUUAUUGAGGAUCCCUACUAUCGGUUUAAUGACCUGGCCUACAGAUGGAUCUCUCUGGACAACUGGACAUACACUACUUCAUUCUCUGUGCCUGACUAUGUCCGAGAGAGUAAGAGAUCAGUUCUGGUAUUUGAAGGGGUGGACACAAUCUCCACAAUCUCUCUCAAUGGAGUCAUUAUUGGAAACACAGACAACAUGUUCCUGAGAUACGAUUUUGAAGUUACUGGGCUCUUGAAGGAUGUGAAUUUUCUAGAGGUGUGGCUCAUGUCAGCUGUAACCUAUGCAUCAAUGAGGCAUCAAGCCCACACUGCAUACAAAGUACCUCCGGAAUGCCCUCCUGCCACGCAGAAAGGGGAGUGCCAUGUAAACUUCAUCAGAAAGGCACAGAGCUCAUUUAGCUGGGAUUGGGGUCCUUCUUUUCCCACACUUGGCAUCUGGAAGGACGUUUAUCUAGAGUCUUUUAAUACUUUUCGGCUGUUGAACUUUGUCACCAGUUCAAAAUAUGACUCUCUUCUCUCAUGCUGGACUGUGGAAGUGGAGUUGUUCUUUGAUACCAUUGUGGCCUCAAAGGGAAUUGUCCAGUUGUCCGUGCCACAAUUGCAAUCAGAGGCAAAGUUUCAACUCUCGCUUUCACCUGGCCAGAGCAACACAUCCUUCCUCCUCCAGAUUAACCAGAAUACUUCAGUUGAUCUGUGGUGGCCCUUUGGACAUGGACAACAGCCUCUCAAAGAGCUAUUUAUAAAUAUCAGCAUGGUGGGUGGAGAGGCAUUCCAUGCCAAGAGAAUGAUUGCUUUCCGUACUGUGGAGUUGGUACAGGAACCUAUUCCUGAUUCUCCUGGCCUUAGCUUCUAUUUCCGUAUCAAUGGGCAACCUAUCUUCCUGAAGGGGUCAAACUGGAUACCAGCUCAUGCUUUUCAGGAUCAGGCUACUGCAGAUAGGUUGACUCAACCGCUUCUGUCUGCACAGAUGGCAAACAUGAAUGUUUUAAGAGUGUGGGGAGGUGGAAUCUAUGAACAAGACCUCUUCUAUAGCCUGUGUGAUAAGCUUGGCAUCAUGGUUUGGCAGGACUUCAUGUUUGCAUGUGCGUUAUAUCCUAUAGAGCGGGAUUUCAUCCAGUCAGUGCGAAAGGAGGUUACUCAACAGGUGAGACGGCUUAAGUCCCACCCCUCGGUGGUCAUCUGGAGUGGAAACAAUGAGAAUGAGGCUGCCAUUGCAACCAACUGGUUUUUUAUUCCCCAUGCUGAGAGGCCACGCUAUGUGAAAGAUUACAUCCAUCUAUAUGUGGAGAAUAUCAGAGAGAUUGUACUGCAGGAGGACAGCUCAAGGCCUUUCCUGGUGUCUAGUCCAACCAAUGGGCUGCAGUCCGAGAAGGAAGGCUGGGUGGCCCAGAAUCCCUAUGACCCCCAUUAUGGAGACGUGCACUUUUACAGCUACCUCACUGAUUGCUGGGACUGGCGGUCAUUCCCUCGCACGCGCUUUGCAUCUGAGUAUGGCUUUCAGUCCUGGCCCUCCAUGUCAACACUCAGUAAGGUAUCAACAGCUGCUGAUUGGGAUUUCAGAAGCGAAUUUUCAAACCACCGACAGCACCAUGAGUUUGGGAACUGGCAGAUGAUGCAGCAAGCAGAACUACAUUAUGUCCUCCCCAACCACACGGACCCAGUGCAGAAAUACAGAGACACUAUUUACAUCACCCAGGUUAUGCAGGCACAGUGUGUAAAGACACAGACAGAAUUCUACCGCCGGAGCCAAAGUGACAUUGUUCAGGGUGAAGGGCACACCAUGGGUGCUCUUUAUUGGCAGCUGAACGACGUCUGGCAGGCGCCUUCUUGGUCCUCUAUAGAGUUUGGUGGCAAGUGGAAGAUGCUGCAUUACUGGGCUGUCAACUUCUUUAGUCCUCUUAUUUCAGUAGGCGUUGAGGACAAGGAAGACUUGAUGAUCUAUGCCAUCUCUGACCUGAACCUAGACUAUAUUUUGAAAGUUUCGGUGAAAUUGUAUCGCUGGAACAGCUUUAUUCCACAGUGUUCUCUGGACUCUGAUUGGGCUGUAGUGAAAGGGGGCGGGGUCACCAAGGUGUUUGAGCACCCAGUGUCCCCACUGUUGAAGAACUGUGGAAACUGCACUCGGCAGUCAUGUGUAGUCACCUUUCACCUCAGUGGCCCUGAGCAUGGUAUAAAAAGUCCUCCCAACCACCUUUUUCUAAGCUCCCCACGAGAUGCUAAGGACCUUCAGAAACCCAAAAUCACGUUCACUGUAGAGGAUGCAGGAGAGAGGUUUAUGGUGACUCUGCAUAGUUCCUCGCCUGCUCUGUUUGUCUGGCUGGAUGUCGAAGACAUUCCUGGAUUAUUUGAUGCUAAUGGCUUCCUGAUGAUAUCUGAGCAAUAUACUGUUUAUUUCACUGCAUGGACAUUCACCACCUUAAAGGAUUUCACUUCCAAUCUGCACGUUACAACACUCAGAGAUAUCUACUGAGUGUGUCAGAGAGGAGAAAAGCACAUUGGUGAUGAUUCACUCUAGUUCAUUUUGAGGCCAAGGACUAUUUGGUUUGAACUGCACAAGUGACUCAUUGACUGUAUUUUAAACAGAUAAAGAUAUCAAGAAUUUUUUCUAAAAAGAUUUAUGAUUUGUAAAUCAUUAGGAAUAUAUUUUAUAUUUUGAUUUCCAUGUCAAUAAAAAAUAAUUAUAUAAGAAAUUUAUA